GUUUCAGCUAGCGAUGGGUGCUUACAUCAGCUGUGAGAGGCUCUGACAGAGGGGACGUGGCUGGUUUGGACCAUUUGGACACAAGAGUCCAGUUGGCAGAUAUGGUGAGGCACAGCAUGGUGACUGAGUUGCAAACCAUCCAGCACUCUCUCCAGGGUAACUCCCUGGCUUUGGGCCAAGUGGGGCAGAGUUGUGGGGGAACUCAGGAGAACGGGGUCGCUUCAGAGGAGAGGCAGCGCCUUUCCCAAGGCCCAGCAGAAAUCGAGAAAAGCCAGCCAGUGAACAUCCCCGAUGCAGCAAAAAGAAAGAAGAAGAAAAGAACCAGAGCAACGGACAGCUCCACAGGCACUUUUGAUGAUCUCUACAAACUGACAGAUGAGGUGCUGGGUCAAGGGGCUUAUGCUAAAGUUCAAGGAUGCAUAAGUCUGCAGAAUGGACAGGAGUUUGCUGUGAAGAUCGUAGAAAAGAGUGCAGGGCACAGCCGCAGCAGAGUCUUUCGAGAAGUGGAAACUCUCUACCAGUGUCAAGGAAACAACAACAUUUUGGAAUUGAUCCAGUUCUUUGAAGACAGCUCCUGCUUUUAUUUGGUAUUUGAAAAGCUUCGUGGUGGCUCCAUUCUUACACACAUCCAGAACAGGAAGUACUUUGACGAGCUGGAGGCCAGUAAGGUGGUCCGGGACAUUGCCCAAGCUCUGGACUUCCUACACACUAAAGGUAGGUCAACAACCAGACAGCUAUGCUAUGAAAGUCCAAAGAGGAUAGCUGUGGAUUAUAUAUAUAUAUAUAUAUAUUCUAUUUAUAUAUAUAUAUAUUCUAUAUAUUUUUUUUCAUUUUGCUCAUGGUGGCUGUUCUUUUCUACAGGCAUUGCCCAUAGAGACCUUAAGCUGGAAAACAUCCUUUGUGAAUACACUGAUCACGUGUCCCCAGUAAAGAUCUGUGAUUUCGACUUGGGAAGUGGAGUGAAGCUCAGCAGUGCCUGUACACCCAUAACGACUCCAGAGCUCACCACACCGUGUGGCUCAGCAGAGUACAUGGCUCCAGAAGUAGUGGAGGUGUUCACUGACGAGGCCUCUUUCUACGACAAACGCUGUGACCUUUGGAGUCUCGGGGUCAUCCUCUACAUCCUGCUGAGCGGCAGCCCCCCCUUCACAGGCCACUGUGGCACCGACUGUGGCUGGGACCGGGGAGAAACCUGCAGAACCUGCCAGAGUCACCUGUUUGAGAGCAUCCAGCAGGGCCAGUAUGAAUUUCCCGACAAGGACUGGGAUCGCAUCACAGAGGGGGCCAAGGAUCUCAUCUCCAAGCUGCUGGUCCGGGACGCAACUCUGCGGCUCAGUGCUGCACAGGUCCUCAAGCACCCUUGGGUGCAGGGGAACGCUCCAGAGAGAGGUCUUCCAACUCCUCAUGUUCUACAGAGGAACAGCAGCACCAAAGACCUGAGCCAGUUUGCAGCAGAAGCCAUCGCCUUCAACCGGCAGCUAUCUCAGCACGACGAGCAGCAGGAGGACGUCGGAGCCACCGUUUGCUCCAUGAGGCUUUCUCCUCCUUCCAACUCCAGACUGGCCCGCAGACGGGCGCAGACCAACGCCCUUCGCACCGGGGACUUUGCACCCGCGUCCGACGACCUCACAGCCUGAAGGGCCAGUACGAGUCCCCUCAUUGUGAUUUAAGCCUCUACCUGCUCCUUGCGUGUUGUUGUUUUUGUUUUUGUUUUUGUUUUCACCAGGAGCCUUUUAGGAUCAGCAACACAGCUACUGUUCUUGGUGUUGAAGCUCUUUCCCAUGGCCAGUAAUCUUAUCACCUAGAGUUUGAGCACUAAGGGGAUGUUUUUUUUAAUUUUUUUUUUACCACUUCCUUAUUGAAAACUUAUCGGGAAGAACAGCUUUGGCUUUACUGUUGCAAUUAGUAUUAACAGAGAUAUUUAUUUUCUAUUCAGUGUUUAUUGAAUUUUAGAAUGACCACAGUAUAGUAGAACCCGCUCUUAAUGCCAGUAUCGGAACAUAUCAUUAUUAACUCAGCAGUACGUGGGUUCAGCACAAUUUUACAGCUGUUACUGUUCUAAUGCAAUAUUAUCUAAUAUUGAUAGAAUUUAUUUUUCUUGUUGUCCUACUGUGAAUUGGUUAAUAUUUUAUUUAAAUGCUGCUUACGGCCUCUUAGUCUCAGGAGGAAAAGGGAUGAGUUCUCUUUUAUUUUGCUUUUUCAAGCUUGUCAGUGUUAAUGGUUUGUGUGUGGAUGUAUGUGGUUGAAAACUAACUACACUUAGAGGAGACUGUCGGUCACCGAAAAUGGGCUUUUUUCCAUUUUAACCCCCCCCAUUUAAAA
This is a messenger RNA of Anoplopoma fimbria (sablefish), 2322 nucleotides long. It is a transcript of the gene mknk1, whose product is annotated as MAPK interacting serine/threonine kinase 1. Gene Ontology annotation, cellular component: nucleus; cytoplasm. The transcript is spliced from 13 exons. Gene Ontology annotation, biological process: peptidyl-serine phosphorylation; intracellular signal transduction; protein autophosphorylation. Gene Ontology annotation, molecular function: calmodulin binding; calcium-dependent protein serine/threonine kinase activity; ATP binding. The record is from RefSeq and is a predicted model, not a curated record. The coding region runs from base 102 to 1637 and encodes 511 amino acids. NCBI's taxonomy places the organism in Eukaryota, Metazoa, Chordata, Actinopteri, Perciformes, Anoplopomatidae.